Messenger RNA from Pongo pygmaeus (Bornean orangutan), 2787 nucleotides. It is a transcript of the gene RBM7, whose product is annotated as RNA binding motif protein 7. The transcript has 5 exons. NCBI's taxonomy places the organism in Eukaryota, Metazoa, Chordata, Mammalia, Primates, Hominidae. Gene Ontology annotation, molecular function: single-stranded RNA binding. Bases 882 to 1685 code for a protein of 267 amino acids. Gene Ontology annotation, cellular component: nucleus. Gene Ontology annotation, biological process: regulation of alternative mRNA splicing, via spliceosome. The record is from RefSeq and is a predicted model, not a curated record.
CCCUUAGUGCUAAGAUAUAUUCAUAUAACUCCCACGUAUUAAAUGAAAAUACAUACAUCUAAAAAUAAAACAACAAGAUUGCUGCUACACCAAGAAAGGAUUUUAAAAAGGCCUGUUCACAAGCUAAGUGAGGGCCAGAGGAGAGGCGUUCGUUUAAACUGAAAUUCGAGCUGCGAUAACACCUCCUAAUGCAAUCAAACGCUGUUGCAGCACACUUCUUAGGAGAUCGGGUUCAACUGCAGGGACUGGGUAAGGUGAGAAUCUGGCUUGGCGGCUCCGGCCCCGGCCAUCUGGUUCCCUCCCAUUUAUAAAGCGUGUUGGGCUCCGGCCGCCACCAUUCACUCGACGGCUCUCGGCCCGAACGCUUGGUCGCACCGCCUGCCGAGGUCCUAGAUGAAUCGCUUCAGGCCUGGAAACGAGGAAGCCGUCUCCGGAGACCAUCGCCAACGCUGACGCCCGCGGUCUGAGGUCGUCGUGGGAAGAGCGGUAGGCCACUCUGCUCCUCUGAUCACCGGAGGACAGGGACACACUGUUCAGGGCCAUCUUCAAACACUGCCCGCAGUAUUUGCGUUACGUCCCUUGGUCAAGGCAGGCCCUUCGCGGCUCCCCAGAUCAGUCCAGCCUGUGUCGGACCCGAUGACUAACCACACCAGAACCCAUAACAGCCUGCGGAAGAGCCAGAAGCCGCCUUGCCUUUAACGAGCGCUAUCCUGGCGAACAUGCGCAGACCGUCCGCGCACGUCGGCGCCUGCUGAGAGCAAGCGCAACGGACGUUUACGUUGGUGACGCCAGGGAGCGUGAGGACGAGAGGCUUCCGUGAAUGCGCAGUGGGUGCGUCGGCCACGACCUUUUGGCCAGGUUAGGGAGGGGGCGACGCUGAGAUGGGGGCGGCGGCGGCGGAAGCGGAUCGCACUCUCUUUGUGGGCAACCUUGAAACGAAAGUGACCGAGGAGCUCCUUUUCGAGCUUUUCCACCAGGCUGGGCCAGUAAUAAAGGUGAAAAUUCCAAAAGAUAAGGAUGGUAAACCAAAGCAGUUUGCGUUUGUGAAUUUCAAACAUGAAGUAUCUGUUCCUUAUGCAAUGAAUCUACUUAAUGGAAUCAAACUUUAUGGAAGGCCUAUCAAAAUUCAAUUUAGAUCAGGAAGUAGUCAUGCCUCGCAAGAUGUCAGUUUGUCAUAUCCCCAGCAUCAUGUUGGAAAUUCAAGCCCUACCUCCACAUCUCCUAGCAGCAGGUACGAAAGGACUAUGGAUAACAUGACUUCAUCAGCACCAAUAAUUCAGAGAUCUUUCUCUUCUCCAGAAAAUUUUCAGAGACAAGCAGUGAUGAACAGUGCUUUGAGACAAAUGUCAUAUAGUGGAAAAUUUGGUUCUUCACCUCUGGAUCAGUCAGGAUUUUCACCAUCAGUUCAAUCACACAGUCAUAGUUUUAACCAGUCUUCAAGCUCCCAGUGGCGCCACGGUACACCAUCAUCACAGCGGAAAGUCAGAAUGAAUUCUCAUCCCUACCUAGCAGAUAGACAUUAUAGCCGGGAACAGCGUUACACUGAUCAUGGGUCUGACCAUCAUUACAGAGGAAAGAGAGAUGAUUUCUUCUAUGAAGACAGGAAUCACGAUGGCUGGAGCCAUGACUAUGAUAACAGAAGAGACAGUACUAGAGAUGGAAAAUGGCGCUCAUCUCGACACUAACACAUGUUAAAAGGACGUUGUUUUUAUAGGGUCAUUUUAGGCCCUUUGACUAAGUUGAUAUGGAAAUAUUUUGUUGAAAAACUGUACAGAGCAGCUUUACAAGUUGUCACAUUUCUUUAUACAUUUUUUUAAAGCUACAGUUUAAUACAAAAUGAAUUGUGGUUUUAUUACAUUAAUAACCUUUCACCUCAGGGUUUUAUGAAGAGGAAAGGGUUUUAUGCAAAAGAAAAUGCUACAAUUCCUAAUCAUUUUAGACACUUUAGGAGGGGGUGAAGUUGUAUGAUAAAGCAGAUAUUUUAAUUAUUUGUUAUCUUUUUGUAUUGCAAGAAAUUUCUUGCUAGUGAAUCAAGAAAACAUCCAGAUUGACAUUCUAAAAUGGCUACUGGUAUUUUAGUUAAUUCAAAAAUGAAACUUUUCAGUGAUUCACUUUACUAACAUUCUUUUUGAGAAGGCUUAUUGGUAAAGUUUGGGGAUAAAGGCAUUGCUUAACUUCUUAUAUAAUUUAGGUAUAAAUUCUGUGACAUGCUCUUGAGCUUUACCCUAAUUGAACAUACAUGUGUAGAUCUACACAUACUGUUUCAUUCUAAAAUUUAGAAAUUGUUCAUUAAAUCACAUUUGAGGUAUAAGUCACUCAGGAAGUUAAAAUAUCUCUACACGUAUAUUUUUACAUUAAAAAUACAGUGUUAGCAUAAAUCCCCUUUUCAGGAAGAACAAAAAUGUCAGUGCAUAGUUAGAUAAAAUGGUAAAAUGUUUUACUGAAAGCAUACUUUUUUGGAAAAAAGAUUCAUGAAGCCUUUAAGUGCUGCUUCUGUCAGUCAAACGUUGAAAACUUUAACAUUUUCAAAGUGCCCAGAAUGUGUACAAAGACACAUGUAAUGGAGGUUGUACAGGUUGUUUUUUUGUUUGAACCUUUGAAAGAAUUUAAUGUUAACAUUUUCUAAUUUUAAAAUUUUAAAAUCUUGUUUAACAAAAACUUGUAUUAAGAUACUGUUUUCAUUUCAUUACAGAAUUGUUUAUAAAAGUACAUUUGUUGAAAAAUAAGGAUCCUUUUUAAUACCACAGCAUUUGUACUGUUCCUUUUUAAUAUACUGAAAAUAUAAAA